AUGCCGUCCGAGUCUGGCUGUGCUGGCUGUACGGGGGGAGUUGAGGAAGAGUGCGAGGUGGACGACGACCGUGGCCUCCUCGGCGGCGGCCGCGAGAAGGCGGCGGAGGAGGUCGUCGAGGAGGACCCUUUCGACGCCGCGGCCGACGCCGCUCUCGCGGCUGCCAGGCCACGCGCGGGUGGCGGCUGCUGCAAGUGGCACUCACCACCUACAAGGCCGUCCCACGCGGCGCCCCGCGACUGUACCGACAGACGGCUGGAUCAGACGCUCGCCAUCGAUACCAGCAUGGAGCUAUUCCAGUAUGCCGAGCGCCAGGCCGCCGACCAGCUGUCGUCCGCCUCGGCUGUGGCCACCAAGUUGGCGCGCGCUCACGGCGCGCUCCUCGCGCGCAAGGCGUCCGGUGUAGCUACUACUACAGCGGACCCGGCGUGCGGCGUCGAGACGACUCCCGGCCCCGCUGGCGCUGAGGUUGCAGUCAAGGCGGAGGCGCAGCCCGCCAGCCUGCUGCCGCCUCCGAGAAUGCCGCGGAGAAUGAAGCCAUCGCAUCCCUCCAAGGGCGCGGCAUCGUCUAUCGGUGGCGCGCGUCCAGCAGCGAGGCUGACCGCAGCUCGAUUGGCCGCAGUCUCUGCCUUGCCGUCACGGGCUGCGAGCGACAUUGGCCCUAUCACGGCCAAGGCACUCGUCGAUGACAGCCGCGCCGAGCCGUCGCCGCCGCCGGGUUGUGGCGGGCGAAUUCUCUCUCGACAAAAGGAGCAGGAAGAUCUCAUGAUGGAGCGCAAGCUCGAAGCUUCACUCGAUCGGCUCGACGCGAAACUCGCACAGCGCCGGCUUCGCCGGAGAGAUGCGGAGGCUCCGAUCGGCCGUGGAGAAUCCCAACCCCAAUCUGCCGUGUAA
Emiliania huxleyi CCMP1516 is the source of this 894-nucleotide messenger RNA. RefSeq lists its product as hypothetical. The transcript is spliced from 2 exons. NCBI's taxonomy places the organism in Eukaryota, Haptophyta, Isochrysidales, Noelaerhabdaceae. The coding region runs from base 1 to 894 and encodes 297 amino acids. The record is from RefSeq and is a predicted model, not a curated record.